AUGGGUAGCCAUACUCAGUCACUAUGGACAUGUGCUGCGGGGAAGCUGGACGAAGCUGACCAGAGCCUUCUCGCCUUUGGACAGGAAAUCAACAACGAAAUCAGCGACCAAAGAACUCUUGAUAUAGUUGAAUUAUUGACGCACACAACUAACGAGGCCUAUGAGCUAUGUAUUCGCAAACGAUGGCAGAUCAAGCUGCCUGGCAGGAAGGAUAAGAUUAUUGUUCGUGACUUGCUAGGCAAGAUCACUCACUGGAUUCAAGUCUUCAAGAAUGUCGGAGACCAGGCUGUUUCGUUUGACCCAGGCUAUGCGGCUUUGCCUUGGGCCGGGGCUCGAUUUCUUUUACAGAUUGCUACCAACGACUUCAAACAGUUCGAUUUUGUCGUCGAAGGCGCAGCAAAGAUUACCCGAAUCACAGCUCGAUAUAGAAUAGUCGAAUGCCUCUAUCUUCAACGCUCUAGUGCAGCGACGACUUUACUGGAACAGGCGGUCGUAAGGCUGUAUACCACGAUGCUAAAUUAUCUCGUCCAGGCCAAUCGCUAUUUUCAGCAGCGGACUGGUAUCCGUAUAUUGAAGAGUGGUAUCCUUGCUCAGAACGAUUUCCAGGAUCUGUUAGAGAAAAUGGACACUGAGGAACGGGAGGCUGAUCAUUGUGCUGAUUUGGUCAAGACAGAAAUGGCCAAUGAGACUGCGGAUCAAUUCGCAAGUUUGUCUCUGGAGAUAAACAAUAUCGCUUUACUGCGCGAUGCGUUGGAUCGAAUAGAGCAGCCUAUUUCGCAAACGGCGCAUCAACUUCAGCAAGUCGAAGAUUACCUGAGUAAUGUGCAAAGGAGAGAUAUGCUGGAUUGGCUCUCAUCCCAGCCCUACCAUGACCACCACACGGAUAUCCAGCCCAAAGUACUGGAAGGGACAUGUCAAUGGGUCGUUCAACAUCCCGAAUUCUCCAAAUGGCAGAACGACAGCAAGAAUACUCUCCUAUGGCUACACGGUACACAAGGCUCAGGCAAAAGCUGUCUAACAUCGACGGUAAUCGAUGAGAUCAUGAAAGCUUCAGAGUCAAAUGAUAUGCACGCCCUAGCGUACUUCUACUGCUCGCGCGACACGGCAGAGCCGCAACGUGCAAAGCCACGAAGUAUUCUGGCCUGUAUCGCGCGCCAACUUUCUCGCCAGUCUCAAACUCAGUCAAUUGCUCCUCCUACUCUGGCUUUAUACCAUAAAUUGCAUUCUGUUGAUGGCUCGAGGCGAACACCGAGUAUAGUCGAAUUGUGCCACUUGAUUCGGGAGUUGACUGAACUAUAUGAUCGAUCCAUGAUCGUGGUCGAUGCUCUGGAUGAAUGUGAUGUCGAUACGCGGUGGGAACUUGUCGAGGCAUUAGAGUCAAUUAACGAAUCAGCCAGCCUGGUGAAGGUUUUUGUCAGCUCGCGCGAAGAAGGAGAUUUGCGACUUUCUCUUCAGACUCAUAGCGGGCUUCAGGUCACGUCAUUGGAGAACGAGGAUGAUAUUCGGAAAUUCGUUGAGUUUGAAACGGAUAGGCUUGUUGCGAAGAAGCAGUUGCUGGCUUAUAUUCGGAAGAAACAGACGAAAGAGGAGUUGACGGAGUUGAUCAAGGAGGAUGUCGUCUCCAAGGCCAAGGGGAUGUUCCGAUGGGCGGAGCUACAGCUGCAAAGUCUUCGAGGUAUUCGAGCAGAAAAGGAUAUUCGAUCUGAAUUAUCUCGCAUCCCUCGAGAUCUAAGCGCUCUAUAUCAAGAUCUAUACGACAAAGCGCUCGAAACGACCCAAGAGACAGAUCAAGUCGUGUUCCAACACACCCUCAAGUGGAUGCUCAGCGCACAACAAAAUCUCACACAUCGUGACUUUUUCCUGGCCAUAACGGCCUUUACGGACCUUGGCCCUGAUGACCUAGACGAAGAGUUCAUUUUGGACCUUUUGAGCAACUUUGUCGUGUCAUCCACAACUGAAGAAGGAGAUCGAUUCUUCCGUUUCGCACAUCUCUCCGUCCGUGAAUUUCUCGAAAAGAUACCCGAAUAUUCAACCGAGUGGACGAAUACAUUCGCAGCAGAAGUUACUCUUCUCACGUUGAUCUGUGCAAGUGACUCACCCAGCGCAAAUGAGUUUAUCAACAAGCUAGGAGUCGUGCCUCUCGAUAUCGUGCCAUUUUCUGAAAUCAGUUCAAACGAAGAAGGCAUCCAUGACUAUUCCUUGAAUUUCUGGGUUAACCAUUGCGUGCUUUCUGGUGAGCAGAACCGAUCAGCGGAGGAUCUGAACGUUCAAAAACUGCUGCAUUUCUUCCUCUUCAAUGAUUCCGACGAUAAUUGCCCGUUGAAUUGCUGGGCCCUCUACCUGCGUUCUCUACGAUUUGGGAACCUGGGGACAAUCAUGACAAACUACCAAAGCCCGCACGACCGAGCAUUUUUGCUUGCAUGUUUCUUUGGGCUCGACGAGAUAGUCCGUAUGACCUUGAAUCAUGGCCUGGAAGACAGGGUGAAAGAAGAAGGCGCCUUGUUAGCUUUUAAACAGGGCUAUGGUUCAACUUCAACUGCAGAGUUGCUCAUUGGCCCGCAGGGCGAUGCAAAACUGCGAGAGUACGUGUUAUAUCACUUGGGGGAUCCUCGUCGAACCGAUGAAUACGUGGAAGCCGACGUAGUUCGACGGAUGCUGGACUUGGUCGAGCCAGCUCAGAUCACAGAAAAGGUGAUUCUCAAUGCUAAGAAUCUGGAUUCGGAGAUCAUAUACAUGCUGCUAUAUCACAACAAAGACCUACGUAUCACUGAAGAGAUGGUUCGGAAAUGUUCGCGGUGCCGAGGCGCUAUGAUCGCAUUUGUGGAUCGAGAACCCGAUAUUGAGAUUGGUUCGGAUACGCUCAUCGCUAUCAUAAGGACAUCGCCGUUUGAUGCUGAGCUUUGCAUCAAUUUGAUUAACAGAGCCGAUCCAGCAUCUAUCAAUUUCGAGGUCAUCUCCUGGAUAGCCCGCUUAGCGGGUAAGCCUGAGCAUGAAGAGGAAGCUAUGCCCAUCCUGCUUCUCCUUCUCGAGCGCGUUGGACCCCCCGAUUUCACAUCCCUCGAUUUCAACGAAACGUUUGCCAUAACGCAGGCCUUUGCCAAGGAUAGGACCGGCAAGGUAGUGAAAACUCUUCUCGAUCAUGGAUGGCCAAUUACUCCCCGUCUGUUGCGCCGGGCGGCUUCAUACGGCAACCCAACGGUUUACCCCUUGAUUUUUAAUGCUGCUGGUGGGAGCUGCGAAGUCACCCCAGAGCUGCUCGAAGCAGCUGUGAAAAAUGACGAAACCAACGGACAAGAGAUAUUAAAAUACCUCGUAUCCAAAUCAAGUCAGCCUAUUGAUGAUGAGACGUGGGCAAAGCUGAUUGGAUAUUGCGAGAAAUGUGAGACUCUGCGAUACCUCUUGGACAUGAAACCUAACGUGCAAGUGCCGGAGUCAGCGCUGCUUCAUAUCGCUAGGGAGAAUAAUUUCACCAGCAGCGCGACGAUGACCAUGCUCCUCAACGAUGGGCGAGAUCUAGAGGUCACGGAUGCCGUUAUGGGAGCAGCUUUGCAGAAUAUGGAAUACGGGGAGCAUGUGCCGCAGCUUUUGAACCGACAUGGCGCCGAGCUGAUCACCAAGCCCAUGUUGAUCGGGGCGGUGAGUAAUGCUAGCUUUGGAGACGAGAUGACAAGGGCUUUGAUACACCGGAAGAUCCCGAUUGAGGCAGCAACCGCCGAAGUCAUCAAUGCAGUAAUCAAGAAUACCCAUUCAGGGCUUCAAAUUCUGCGGAUGCUUGAGGCACAAUUCGAACCGUUCGAAUUCACCGACGAAAAUAUUGAGACUGCGGUCUCGGGAAGUCUUCAAAUGAUCAAGUUAGUCUUUGAACGCGGAUCAGUAACGCAUGCCACCUCCUCGAUGCUCCUUAAGGCAGCUUCUGAGGGAACCCUGGAUGGGAUGAAAUUUCUUCUCCGGCUGGACGACGCUAUCGUGACCCCCGAGACCCUGAUUGCUGCGGCGGGAGGUGAAUAUGGAGCGAAAAUGCUGCAGCUUCUUUGGGAUCUCAACCCGGAUAUUAAGCCUGGCGUUGAAAUGUUCAUUGAAAUGUUCAUGAAGAGCGUUGAUAUCCCAGCUCUAGAGUCGGGGGCCACUACGUUCUUGCUAGACCGUGUGCAUGAUCAAGUUGCCCAACAAGUGCUGGAGGUCGCAACAAGUAUCGAGUACAUGGACCGAUUUCGGGUGGAAAUUCUAGUGGAGGCACUCUUGGAGAGUAGUCUGCCAGUCAAGGUGACGAGCGAGAUGGUUGCCAGAGUCCGUGGCCAUCGUCAUUUGAACCGGGACGUAUGGAAUGUGAUCAAACACUAUGCUGGGUUGAUAGAGACCCAGGAGAUAGCUGACAAGUAG
Messenger RNA from Penicillium cataractarum, 4380 nucleotides. RefSeq lists its product as uncharacterized. The record is from RefSeq and is a predicted model, not a curated record. NCBI's taxonomy places the organism in Eukaryota, Fungi, Ascomycota, Eurotiomycetes, Eurotiales, Aspergillaceae. The coding region runs from base 1 to 4380 and encodes 1459 amino acids. The transcript is spliced from 4 exons.